CUCCUUCGAAAACCCAUGUCGACACCCAAACUCUUCUCUCCGUUGACACUUGGGGGCGAUAACCCGGUGCGGUUACAGCACCGAGUGGUAAUGGCGCCGCUCACGAGACUGAGGACAGGGGAGACCGGCGUCCCGACCGACCUCGUGGCUGAAUACUACGCGCAGCGCAGCACGCCCGGCGGUCUGAUUAUUGCUGAAGCCACCAACAUCAGCCCCACGGCACGCGGCUAUUUCGGUGCCCCUGGCUUGUUCACUUCUGAGCAGGUCGAGAGCUGGAAGAAGGUUACGCGUGCAGUUCACGCCAAAGGGGGCAAGAUCUUCGUGCAGCUCUGGCAUACCGGACGGGUGGGUCACCCGUUAAACCAGCCGAACGGCGUGUUGCCAGUUUCGUCGUCCGCAGUUGGACUUGAAGGUGUCAACACCUCCGCAGUGACCCGGGAGGGCAGACGCAAAUACGUCACGCCGCGCGCUCUGGAGACUCGCGAGAUCUUAGGUGUUAUCGCUGACUACAAACGCGCUGCUGAGAAUGCCAUCGCCGCCGGAUUCGACGGCGUCGAGCUGCAUGGUGCCAACGGCUACUUGCUCGAGCAAUUCCUAUGCGAUGGCGUGAACAAGCGCUCGGACAAAUAUGGCGGCGGCAUCGAGAACCGUGCUAGACUGAUGUUUGAGGCGCUCGACGCUGUGCUCUCCAGCUUGAAAUCGAGUCAGGUGGCCAUCCGCUUGUCGCCGUUCGGCGUCACUUUCGGAUGCACGGACUCGACUCCUGCGGAGACCUACGCUUACGUCCUCAAGAAGCUGAACGCACUGAACCUGGCAUAUGUGCACAUUGUGGAGCCGCGCGGCUUCCACUUCAGGGGACCUCACGUGCCGAAAGACGGCACAACGCCAUUCUGCCGAUCGCUGUACCACGGCGUGCUCAUGACGUCGUCUGCGUUCAACCGCGCGGAAGGAAUCAAGAUUACAGAGGACGGCAUGGCAGACUGUGUGGCAUACGGCCGUCCAUUCAUCUCUAAUCCGGACUUCGUGAAGCGUCUGAAGGCUGGAUCGCCCUGGAACCCCUGGGACCGCAAGACGUUCUACAUGCCCGCAAAAGGUCCGUUGUCACUCGGCUAUACGGACUACCCGGCAUUCGAGCAGAAGUCUGCACUAUAA
Molecule: messenger RNA, 1152 nt
Organism: Phytophthora infestans T30-4
Lineage: Eukaryota; Oomycota; Peronosporomycetes; Peronosporales; Peronosporaceae
Product: 12-oxophytodienoate reductase, putative
Exons: 1
Coding region: 16-1152 (378 amino acids)
Molecular function (GO): oxidoreductase activity; FMN binding
Source: RefSeq, a predicted model, not a curated record